Molecule: messenger RNA, 1298 nt
Organism: Aegilops tauschii subsp. strangulata
Lineage: Eukaryota; Viridiplantae; Streptophyta; Magnoliopsida; Poales; Poaceae
Source: RefSeq, a predicted model, not a curated record
UUUAAGCUGUCCCUCGCCGCUCGUCCUCUAUCCCCUCGUGCGCGGCGCAACCAACCCGAGCCUACCCCACCACGCGAUGCCCUGCUCGCUGGUGGGCACGUUCCGCAGCGAACCCACCGCCCGCGGGGCCUUCCGUUCGGUGACAGCGGCGCACGGGCACGCCGCACGCGGUAGGCUCCUCCAUGGACCGCGCCGAGGGGCCGCCGCCGCGCUCCGCCGAUCGCGCGAUACAAGGCCAGGAUGCACAGGGGCGACUAGCAAAUGGUGCUCAGCAAAGUGCAGCUCAACAGUUCAGAUUUUGGCAGGACAUUCCAAUUUUAGUGAUGGUUAGCAUGCUUGCGUACUUCUGUUUCUUGGAACUACUUCUGGUUACUGAUUUGCAAUCACGCGCGAUUGCAGUUUCAUUGCCUUUCUCGUGUGUGUUGGGCCUCCUUUCUUCUUUGAUAGCAUCCACUAUGGUGACCAAAAGCUACCUAUGGGCCUAUUCAUCCUUCCAGCAUGUUAUUGUGAUCCUGUUUGCGUAUAUCUUUUACAACGUGCUAAGAGUGAAUGCAGUCCUGGCGGUCCUACUCUCGUCGUUCACUGGGUUCGGGAUCGCUAUCAGUACGAACUCACUGCUAGUGGAGUGCAUGAGGUGGAGAUCCAGGAGGAGGAGCCAACGGUUGGCUCAGGGUCAACCUCAGCCCGGGAAUGAAGGUCAGCAUCCAGGAUCCGGGAGUAACGCUACGAGCGAAAACUCUGGUGAUACGCAGCAACAGGGGCAGCCUCCACAAUCCGGUGUUCACAUCGUCUGAUCAUUCAGAUCAAGACGAGAGGUGAUCCAAAUGUGUGAAUAGCUAGCUUUGAUCUGCGCAGUAGUCAUAGCUCGUCAGACCUCAGAAUCACAAUGGUGGCAAGAAUAGAUACACGGGAGGAGAUCUUCCUGGCCUUUGCAUCGGAGGCAACGUGCCACCUAGAGUUUGGCCAUGGGUGUAGUUAGUCUAGCAGUUUGUGACAUAAAAUACCUAGUUUCUUGAGUGUAAGCAUUAUACAAAAUCACACCAGAAAAGCAGAGUGCAGAGAUGGUGGUUGUGUUUUACGUAGUAGCCACACAGGGACAUAGGGAAAUGAGACAUAGUAUGCGAGAGCUCCUUAGCUUUGCUUGUGAGAAGCUUUUACGAAUUAUAUUUGUCUUUUUUUUACGAAUUAUAUUUGUCAAGAGUGAUUUUUGAAUGGGUGUUACACAAUUUGUCUGAAUUCACAACCAUAUAUACGAGUGUGUGUCUCGAGAGAGAUGGAAUGCCAGUUUCAUAUGAUCA